Aspergillus wentii DTO 134E9 is the source of this 1400-nucleotide messenger RNA. RefSeq lists its product as uncharacterized. The transcript is spliced from 2 exons. Gene Ontology annotation, molecular function: transmembrane transporter activity. Gene Ontology annotation, biological process: transmembrane transport. Gene Ontology annotation, cellular component: plasma membrane. The record is from RefSeq and is a predicted model, not a curated record. The coding region runs from base 79 to 1215 and encodes 378 amino acids. Lineage: Eukaryota; Fungi; Ascomycota; Eurotiomycetes; Eurotiales; Aspergillaceae.
GAUGUGGGAAACGCACUGGUAUAUGGGUUGUGCGAAGACCUUCACAUUUCGGACGUGCAAUACUCCACGGCCCUGACCAUGUUCUGCAUCACAUAUAUUGUGUUCGAGAUCCCGUGUAAUGUUUUACUGAAAAGGUGGACGCCGCGUGUUUGGCUUUCUAUAUGUAUGCUCGUGUUUGGGCUAGCCACGCUUGCGACGGGAUUCGUUCAAAACUAUGGAGGUUUGCUGGGACUGCGCUCAGUUCUGGGAAUGACAGAAGCAGGAAUCAUGCCUGGCUGUGCAUAUCUCAUGAGUGCCUGGUACACGAGGCAGGAGGCUCAACGGCGCUUUUCAUUCUACCUCAGCGCGAUGAACCUAUCCAGUGGGUUUGGUGGAUUGAUCGCAGCUCCCAUCGGUAAUAUGGACGGAGCAGGCGGUCUAUCCGGGUGGCGAUGGAUUUUCAUUGUGGAGGGAGCGGCGACCUGCCUCAUCUCACUAUCGCUCUUCUUCCUCCUAGCCAAUUUCCCAGAACAGGUAUCCUGGCUCACGGAGGAGGAACGGGGGUUUGUCAAGGCACGACUAAAGGCUGAGCAGGGGAGUUCGGCCAUCGAGCUUAGCAUUCGACCGUUUGAUGUUUGGCAAACGUUAUGCGAUCCCAAAGUCAUCUUUGCUGCGAUGAUCCAUCUCUCAACCUCGGUGCCAGGGUAUAUGGGGGCGUAUUUUGCUCCCGUCAUUGUUGAGAGCUUGGGGGUGUUUUCACCGAUUGAGACGCAGUUGCACACGGUUCCUAUCUGGGCUGUCACUUUUGGCUUGGCCCUAAUUGUGGCUUAUAUUUCGGAUCUCAUCAGGCAUCGAUAUGCUAUGGCUGUCUUUUGUGCCGCAGUUUCCAUCGUCGGGUAUUCGAUCUUGUUCAGCGUGCACGAGGACAAUGUGAAUGUGCGGUACGGGGCCUUGUUCAUGGCCAUUGCAGGGGCGGCGAUUCUCAUGCCCGGUAUAACUAGGUAUUAUUCUGCUAUCAGUAUCACACAACUAACGGGGCGCAGUGGAAAUAUGCUGGAACACAAUGAACUUAGGAGGUCAUCGUCGUCGAGCCAUUGGGAGCGCAUGGCAAGUAGGCAUUGGCAAUGUUGGCGGCAUCAUUGGAUCCUAUGCCUUUCGCAAGCAGGACGCUCCAAAGUACCAAUUGUCGUACGCCAUCUGCAUUGGCUUUUCCUGUUUGGCCGCUGUAUUCUGUAGCUCGUAUGCCGGAUACUGUUGGCGAGAGAACAGGCGGCGAGCGGCACAGGGCUGGGGCAGAGAACUGAGCGAAGAGGAAAAGGCACAAAUGGGGCAUUUGAGCCCGAGCUAUCGGUUUAUGAUACGAUUAUGACAUGCUCUGAAGCAUUGUGGACUUCGCGUAGUUGAAAGAAAAUUGCAUUGAA